Olea europaea var. sylvestris is the source of this 1376-nucleotide messenger RNA. RefSeq names its product basic leucine zipper 61-like. Gene Ontology annotation, cellular component: nucleus. The annotation marks the transcript as partial. NCBI's taxonomy places the organism in Eukaryota, Viridiplantae, Streptophyta, Magnoliopsida, Lamiales, Oleaceae. The record is from RefSeq and is a predicted model, not a curated record. Gene Ontology annotation, biological process: positive regulation of DNA-templated transcription. Gene Ontology annotation, molecular function: DNA binding; DNA-binding transcription factor activity. The transcript is spliced from 3 exons.
GUCCACUCUAUAUGACUUCUAGUGUUUUUGUUUUUUAAAAUCAUUUCAUCUCUUUCGGGAAGAAUGUCGAGUCUUUUCCUUCUUGUUCCUUUCUUAAGUUCUUGAAUGUAUGAAGUCUUGUUUCUCUGAGGGAACAAUUCUUGCAAUCCAAUACGAAAAACUAGAGUAUGCUGACAAACGUUACAAAAUUGACUAUAAAGAUCGUCGAAGGAUUUUAUCCAAUGGUGGAUAGUGAACAAGUACAGAUAAACUCUAGUGCGAUUAUGCACAAGAACAAAACCCAAAAACAGAAUGAAUCUUCGAUUCUCCCAUAUGAUAACCAGGGUGGUGAAGAGGCAAUGGCACAUUGGCACGUGGUGGCUGAUUCCCAGUUAUUAAACUAGUGCUACUUUCUCAGAGAAAACCGUUGGAUUUCGAUGACCCUUCUUCUCGACAGCUGUAGCUAGCUGUCCUAAUCCUCCAUCCCAUGUGACCCACUCACCCCCACCCCCACCCUUCCCUCCAAAAUUUCCGGGCCUUAAAAAUAAGAACACUGCCCUACAAUCUUGAUGAUACCCUACACACAGACACUUGACAAUUCGUCCUUAAAUCACUCAACUCUCUUGUCUAAGAAAUUCUUCAUUCAGGAUUUUCUUGAACUUGAUUUAUAUCUCGUUUUGGUUUAGGUAUAAUUGAGUAGAAGAUUUGAGGGCUGUUAAUGCAUGGAGCACUUACCACCAAGAGUUCCAUCUAUGGCACAGAAUUGGCCGUCAUUUCCAUUCCAAAUGAUGCCACUUCAUGCUCCGCAAAAUUCAUGGGUUGAUGAAUUCGUUGACUUCUCCUCGACACGGCGGAGCAUGUACCGGAGGACGGCGAGUGACCCUGUCGCCUUCGUGGAAGAGUCUGGCAAUAAUAAUAAUGGGUUUGAGAGAUUGGAUGAUGAACAGUUAAGAGACAUGUUUUCUGAUGAUAUGGCGGAUGUGGGGCCUACUACAAGGUCUUCGUCUAGUCCUUCCUCGCCGUCGGAUCAGAACGGUGAAAACAAUGAGAAGAUAACAACGGUGGUGGAGGUGGAGGUGGAGAAGGAGCCCCACCGUGUGCAGCCGAAGAAUGAGCCUGGUGAGGUGGAUAGUUCAUGCAAACCACCAGUAGAGUCACUGCCUCCUGCCAAAUCUUCUGAUAAUGCUUCUGGGGAUACCAUUGUUGAUCCAAAGAGGAUCAAAAGAGUUUUGGCCAAUCGUCAGUCGGCUCAAAGAUCAAGAGUGAGGAAAUUACAAUACAUUUCUGAGCUUGAAAGGAGUGUGACAACAUUGCAGAGUGAAGUAUCAGCUUUGUCACCAAGCGUCGCAUUUUUAGACCAUCAAAGGCUGCUUCUCAAUGUUGAUAAUAGUGCUCUU